UAAAGUAAACGACAAUGGCUUUUCAUAGUUCUAAGAGUUUAGUGUUUUGUUUAGUUGCAUGUUGGCUGUGUAUCGUUGAUAUUCAAUGUUCUGCUGCUGAGGAUAACUGUGAGACUAUUCCAACGGAAAUACAUGUAACCAAAGAGGAGUUUGACGAAAUGGGAAGGUUACUAAGAUCAUGCACAGGAGAAGUUUCGGUUAAUAAGUGUGAAGGAAUGUGCAAUAGCCAAGUUCAGCCUUCUGUAACAACAUCAACUGGAUUUUUGAAGGAAUGCUUUUGCUGUCGAGAAAAUUACUUACGCGAACGCAUGGUCACGCUAAACCACUGCUACGAUCCUGACGGUAUUCGUCUUGAAGACGAAGACCGAGCUAUCAUGGAAAUUAGACUACGAGAACCUGCAGAAUGCAAAUGCUACAAAUGUGGAGACUUCAGUCGAUAGUAAACAGUACUUUGACAAAACUAUUUUUAUAAACACGGAAUAAUUAAUGUACAAAAAUAUUUAAAUUUUACAUAUAAAUGGUCAAGAGUCUUUUAAUGUAAGCGUGUUACUUAAUUGUAUUACUCUGAGGGUAAA
This is a messenger RNA of Pectinophora gossypiella (pink bollworm), 575 nucleotides long. It is a transcript of the gene Pburs, whose product is annotated as partner of bursicon. Gene Ontology annotation, biological process: G protein-coupled receptor signaling pathway. Gene Ontology annotation, cellular component: bursicon neuropeptide hormone complex; extracellular region. The record is from RefSeq and is a predicted model, not a curated record. NCBI's taxonomy places the organism in Eukaryota, Metazoa, Arthropoda, Insecta, Lepidoptera, Gelechiidae. The coding region runs from base 15 to 440 and encodes 141 amino acids. Gene Ontology annotation, molecular function: G protein-coupled receptor binding; neuropeptide hormone activity. The transcript has 3 exons.